AUGUCUGAAAACGGAAAGUGCUUUGAGGAAGAACUUCUAACAAAGACUACUGAGGAUCAGAAAGAAACAGAAGAUGCUAUUGCAAAAAUUUAUGAUGACAUUUUGGAGAGUGGGAACCUACCACAUUUAAUGAAAAUAAAACAUGCCAGAUUUUUACAAGCUGGUCUUUCACAAUUACCACCGAUGUUCAAGGCAUUAGAUGCAUCACAGCCAUGGAUAUUAUAUUGGUGCUUAAACUCUUUGAACCUUUUAGGAAUAGACCCUCCGCAAGAUGUGAAGAAACAAAUUGUGAGCAAAGUUUUGGCCCUUCAACAUAAAGAUGGUGGUAUUGGAGGUGGUUUAGGUCAGUUUGGUCAUAUUGCCUCAACUUAUGCUGGUAUUCUAGCUCUAGCAAUUGCAGGUGAUGGAGAAAGUUUCAAUAGAUUGGAUCGUAAGAAGAUGUACGAAUGGUUGAUGAGUCUGAAGCAGAAAGAUGGUUCAUUUGUUAUGCAUGUUGGUGGUGAGAAGGAUACAAGAGCAGUUUAUUGUUCACUCGUUGUCGCUUCUUUGCUUGAUAUAAUAAGCGAGGAGUUAGUUGAAGGUACUGCUGAAUGGCUAGCUCAAUGCCAAACAUUUGAAGGUGGGUUUGGAGGUGCUCCGUUUGAUGAAGCUCAUGGGGGGUAUACAUUUUGUGCUGCUGCUGCCCUGUUAAUCUUAGGCAAAGAAGUACUUUUAAAACAUAUUAAUUUAGAAAAACUUAUCCAGUGGACAGUAACGAAGCAAUUGAGCUUAGAAGGCGGCUUUUCGGGUCGUUCAAAUAAACUAGUUGAUGGUUGUUAUAGUUUUUGGGUUGGUGGUUUGAUACCUAUGUUUGAUAUUUUGGUAGGAAGUGAAGUUGCAUCUAGAGCUGCCUUACAAAAUUACAUACUUUCGUGCUGUCAGCAUGAACAAAUGGGCGGUUUAAGAGACAAACCUGGCAAAAACCCAGACUUUUAUCACUCAAACUAUGUCUUGCUAGGUCUAAGUGUUGUUCAAAAUAAAUUUGCUAUUGAUCAAGACCAAUUGGAGAGAAAUGAAAAGAUAAAUUCUCUAGAUUCUCUAGCAUAUUCAAUUUCCUCAACCCCAAUAGAUCCUUCAGUUGUGAAGGCGGAAAAGGAGGAUAUAAUCAAGACCAUAAACCCAAUAUUUGGUCUUCCUGAAGGUGUUGCCGAACACUUCAAAGCUCAUUAUGUAUCUCAGAAAGAAUAA
Messenger RNA from Hansenula anomala, 1227 nucleotides. It is a transcript of the gene RAM1, whose product is annotated as protein farnesyltransferase. Gene Ontology annotation, molecular function: protein farnesyltransferase activity. Gene Ontology annotation, biological process: protein farnesylation. The transcript has a single exon. The coding region runs from base 1 to 1227 and encodes 408 amino acids. The record is from RefSeq and is a predicted model, not a curated record. Gene Ontology annotation, cellular component: protein farnesyltransferase complex. Lineage: Eukaryota; Fungi; Ascomycota; Saccharomycetes; Phaffomycetales; Wickerhamomycetaceae.